This is a messenger RNA of Stereum hirsutum FP-91666 SS1, 708 nucleotides long. RefSeq lists its product as uncharacterized. The record is from RefSeq and is a predicted model, not a curated record. The transcript has 4 exons. NCBI's taxonomy places the organism in Eukaryota, Fungi, Basidiomycota, Agaricomycetes, Russulales, Stereaceae. The coding region runs from base 1 to 546 and encodes 181 amino acids.
AUGAUCUUCACCAACAUUUUCUUCACCGCCCUUGCCGCAUCCGCCACCUUUGUCAGUGGUGCCUCUAUCAGACGUCAGGACGAGGACAACGGCUCAUGCGCCCAGCUCGGGCGUAUCUGCGCCGGCCAAGUGCAAAACAGUCUCGCGAACGUUCUCGGAGUCGAAUCCUGCUUGUUCGCCGGGGUCUGUUUCGAGAGAAACAGUACCAAUUUAGAUGAUUUCUUGACCACUCUUUGGGAGACUGAGGGCCACAGUGGCACCGCCCCUAAGAGCGUGAGCACCACAAGGGCCACCACGGCUGUAUUCGACGCCAUUUCGACAGACGGACAGACUAUCACGCAGCAGAACUUCAUCGACGGAUACUACGGUUCUCUUGACGCCACCAGCGGCACUUACCCGACCUCUGCUGCCAUCGUCAUAAGCGAUUUCGACCGUGUCGCUGCCUGGACCGGCUUCUGUCCCGGAACUAACGAAGGUAUCCCCUACCAGAACUGGGCUGACUACUUCCAGUACAGCGCCACCGUGGGCUCUACCACUUGCCAGUGAACAUCGAUGAAUGAGCAUGGGUGCUGGCCUCGAUGCCUUGCAGGCCUUGUGAGUGGGACGUUUUCUCUUCAUUUUUGCUGAUCAUUGGACUUCGACGUAUUCGUCAACUCGGGACCUCAUGUUUGUUAUGACUUUGUAACGAUCGUAAUACAUAAAUCGCAC